UGGUUCUAUAGUCAGACACUCUGAGGUGACACACAAGCCCCAUACACAGGCUAUCACUCUUACACUGAGAGAAAGGCGACAUCUCCAACAACAUCAAAUAAAAUAUUUAAUUCCAGAAAUCAGAAUCAUAUCAGGAGUUUUUCUUGCAUAAAGACGUCUGGCUGAGGGGGUUAACUUCGCGCGCAUUAGUAAUGCAUGAGUAGUGGGAGGGGGCUGGCCGUGCGCGAUGCCCCCCAAUAGACUCUCGAGACAUUGUCAUGGAAAGAGACCACCGCCUCGCUAUUGUCUCGCGGACUGCCAAGUUUAUUAUAAACACUGCGCGAGCUGGCCGGUGCGCUGUCAUACGGAGCGCAAAGCGAGGUGGUCAGGCAGGGAUCGAGAGAGAAGCUGAUGUGGAUGGAAGAGGAAGCUACUGAUACUGAGAGAGAAAAGAAAGAAAGAGAUUUCAGGAAUAUUGCUGUCAAGGAAGAGAGAACCACAUGAAGAAAUAAAUAUAUAGUCAAAGAACACCCUGCUUUGACUGAAAACAAGAAAACCAAAUUGGAGAGGGGCUGCUAACUCGGGGAUCUUAACCUGGUCCUUGGAGAAAUUAGAAAAACUGAACUCAUUCUGUGGUGUUUUUCCAGCUUCAACGUUUUAAUUCCUCUCGAAUCCUGAGAAGUACAUUUCAUCAAGCGCUCUCACAGAGUUGUCGUUCUCGCGUCUCCAUGUAUAAAAUGGAUUACUCCUACCUGAACUCAUAUGACUCGUGCAUGGCGGCCAUGGAGGCAUCGGCCUACGCGGACUUCAGCUCCUGCAGCCAGGCCAGCUCGUUCCAGUACAACCCGAUCCGGACCGGGUUCGGUGCCAACCCGGGCUGCGCGCCCCUCAGCACCGCGAACUGCACACUGGGGUCCCUGCGCGAGCACCAGCCCACACCCUAUUCCACAGUUCCAUAUAAGUUCUUCUCGGACCCUUCUGGUUUGAACGAGAAGCGGAAACAGCGGCGCAUAAGGACCACCUUCACGAGCUCACAGCUGAAGGAGCUGGAGCGCGUGUUCGCAGAGACCCACUAUCCCGACAUCUACACGCGCGAGGAGCUUGCACUCAAGAUCGACCUUACUGAGGCGCGGGUACAGGUGUGGUUCCAGAACCGGCGGGCUAAGUUCCGUAAGGUGGAGCGUGCGGCCAACUCUAAAUCUGGUAACGGGACCGGGGGCCCAGGAGGGAACAAUGGCUGUACCGGGGGUAAAAAGGGCGAGCCCAGAUCUUCCUCGGAUGACGACGAAUCAAAAGAGUCCACCUGCAGUCCCACCCCUGACAGCACCGCCUCGCUGCCCGGCUCAGCCAAUGGGAACAUGGGUAGCCCCGCCAGCCUCAGCCCCAGCCCCGCCCCUGCUAACAGUGGCUACGCUAACACCUCCAGCUCCCCCGUUCUGCAGGGGCUCAAACCCCCUGGCUGGCCCAGCCUAGGCCCCGCCCACCCAGGAAUGGCCCAACCCGCAGCCCAGGCUCCAGAGCUGCUGAAGGCGUGGCAGCCGGCAGACAGUAUGACAGGGCCUUUCGCUGGCGUGCUCUCCUCCUUCCACCGGAAACCCAAUGCUCUCAAGACUAACCUGUACUAGAAACAAGGAGCAGAGAUCUCUAGUAUAAUUACUGUAUAUCUAUACAGACUGACCUGUACUAGAGACAAGGAGCAGAGAUCUCUAGUAUAAUUACUGUAUAUCUAUACAGACUGACCUGUACUAGAGACAAGGAGCAGAGAUCUCUAGUAUAAUUACUGUAUAUCUAUACAGACUGACCUGUACUAGAGACAAGGAGCAGAGAUCUCUAGUAUAAUUACUGUAUAUCUAUACAGACUGACCUGUACUAGAAACAAGGAGCAGAGAUCUCUAGUAUAAUUACUGUAUAUCCAUACAGACUAACCUGUACUAGAGACAAGGAGCAGAGAUCUCUAGUAUAAUUACUGUAUAUCUAUACAGACUGACCUGUACUAGAGACAAGGAGCAGAGAUCUCUAGUAUAAUUACUGUAUAUCUAUACCGACUGACCUGUACUAGAGACAAGGAGCAGAGAUCUCUAGUAUAAUUACUGUAUAUCUAUACAGACUGACCUGUACUAGAGACAAGGAGCAGAGAUCUCUAGUAUAAUUACUGUAUAUCUAUACAGACUAACCUGUACUAGAGACAAGGAGCAGAGAUCUCUAGUAUAAUUACUGUAUAUCUAUACAGACUAACCUGUACUAGAGACAAGGAGCAGAGAUCUCUAGUAUAAUUACUGUAUAUCUAUACAGACUGACCUGUACUAGAGACAAGGAGCAGAGAUCUCUAGUAUAAUUACUGUAUAUCUAUAUUGUCCUUCCCCCUCUAUCUACUGCCCCCCGGAGCGGGACUACCCCCUUUCAUUUAUUACCACCCGAACACUCCAUGUGGCAGUUGUAGUUUGUGAAUGUGUGAGUGUUUGUGUUGAAGUGUGUGUAACAUGCAUCUCGUACGGGGAGUGUGUGUGUGUGUGUUUAUGUAUGUGUGUGUAUGUGUGUGUGUCAGUUGUUCUGUAUGUUCUCACUCCAACAAAGCUACACAUACUUCCCAACACACACACUAUACACAGUACGAAAGGCCUUAGCAGACAUUGUGGUGCACUUAGUAACAGUAGCUCCUAGCCCCUGUACCCCCUGAUUAGUAUGUGAACAUGGCAGGGUGAAGGUAAACAGUCAGUCUCCCUGGGGAGACUCAGGGGACAAAACCCAAACUGUUACCAGCAAGCACAACUUCCUUUAUAUCCCUGGCAGAGAGAGGGGACCCCCAAAUCCCUCUGUACUGGAGAGGGGACCCACAAAUCCAAUUAUCCCCCUGAAGGCCAGACCAGACCCCCACUCACAUCCUCACUACACCCCACGCCAAUGUACCCCGACACAACUCCUACUGUCAGACAACCCCCCCCCGCCACCCCGGUCCCCGUUUCCCUGGACGACCAGCUCAAACAUCUCACAUAUACGUAUUCCUUUACCCUUCACAUAGCGACGCUCCCUCCCUGACUGACUGGCUGGCUGGCUGGCUGGCUGGCUGGCUGACUGACUGGCUGGCUGGCUGACUGGGGGAAGGUGGGGGCAGAGGUUUAAGAUGUUUUGGGAUUCAGGUCAGCAUUGUUGUAUUUCCUCUGACCUGAGCUUGAACACUAGUGAACCAGUGGUUGACCUUUAUUAUUGCAUAAAACACGUCACUCUAAUGGUCUGUGACACUACUCCCCGUGUCCCUCUCUCUCCCUCUCUCUCCCUGUCUCCCUCUCUCCCCCCUCUCCCUCUCCCUCUCUCCCCCC
Molecule: messenger RNA, 3296 nt
Organism: Oncorhynchus tshawytscha (Chinook salmon)
Lineage: Eukaryota; Metazoa; Chordata; Actinopteri; Salmoniformes; Salmonidae
Product: paired mesoderm homeobox protein 2A
Exons: 3
Coding region: 708-1604 (298 amino acids)
Biological process (GO): regulation of transcription by RNA polymerase II
Molecular function (GO): RNA polymerase II transcription regulatory region sequence-specific DNA binding; DNA-binding transcription factor activity, RNA polymerase II-specific
Source: RefSeq, a predicted model, not a curated record